AUGGCCAUCGGUCUAACAAAGGGUGCGCCUCGGCUCCUCCGCACGGUAAAGGGCAGGCCGCAUGCCACGAACGACGACCACGCCGAGCAACUCCUCACCCCGCCCGGCACGAACAGCACGCGCUCGUCCAUGGCUACCGCGCCGACGGCGAAUAGUGGCGAAGAAGAAGACGUCACUCGAUCGCCCGAGUCAAGCGGGGAUGAAAGCGUUGCAAUAACGAGUCAACGGUCCUCGUUCAGGACUCCGCGACAAUUGGAUGGAGGCGCGGAGGAGCAGACACGCCCCCUGGCGGCUUUCGCGAGACCAAAGACUCUUAGUGGCGCCAGCAGUCCGGGAAGUGCGGGGAGCAAGAGGCAUAGCCCCGGUUCGGAGGGGCUCAAGAGCUUCGGCAAUCCUGGCGAUGAUGAUGACUCGAUGGUCUUUGGGCCGGAACACAGGAAGAGGCAGAAGAGCGCUGCGACAUAUGUCAAUAUUCACGCGCCGCGGAGGAAAGAGAAGGGAUAUGGGAGCAAGCGGAAGCAGCAACAGCAAGAGCGAACCCCUCAGAAGUCUUCUGGUAAGAAGGCGGUUGCGUUUCAACGGCCCUCGAAUGUUGGGGAGCUCGAGGAAGAGGAGGUAUCCAAACCGAAGCUGCCGCUGUUCAAGAAGGCUGUAGGCGUCGAUACCGACAUGUUCGAGUUUGGAAUGGAUCGCUCAGAAACGCAGACCACGCAAGGAAAGGAUCCGCUUUCGCCGGAACUCUCGUCCCUCAGCUCCGCAUCAAACAGUCCGGACGUGCAGGAAGUCAAGAGGCUGAACAUCUCAAACGCACCGCCUUACAGACGCUGCGUCGAAUGUCAGAUCUGCAACGAGGAGCUCGAUCCUGCGCUCCAGGAGGAAUUCCAAAUACAGUUCACGAACGGCAAGCACAUCUUGGACUACAAAUGGCAGCAGCGCUUCUGUCGAUGGCACCGGCAGCGAGACGCCGAGCGCCAACGUGUCGAGCACGGAUAUCCGAACGUCGAUUGGGAGCAGCUGAACCGGCGAAUGCGGAACUUUCAUCGGCACUUGAAAGCGGUCAUUUCCGGGGCCAAGCCGUCGUUCUACAGGAAGCAAUUGAAUGAGAAGAUUAGGGAUGGCUCGAAGACCGCUUUGGGAGCUCUCACUACGGAAGGAAAGAGGAGAGAGGUAUCGGUGGGGUAUUACGGUCCCCGAGGGGAAAGAGUGAUGACCGAACACAUCGUCUCGCAUCUCUCUGACGACCUCCGCCGCCAAUCGACGAAAGACCGACUGGUAGCCGCAGUCGGGGUCUCCGGCGGUGUCUCCGGGUUUGUGCAAUCGGUCCUCGUGCCGGAACUGGCGGAGCAGCUGGUGUGUGAGGACAUGCGCGUUCCCGAGGAGCGGGCGCGUGUAGUUUUGAAGGAGAGCGGCGAGUUGGGCGAGCUGUUGCAUCCCGAUGCGAAUGACCGGGUCGAGCAUGUGGUGGUGGAGGAGCUGUGUUGA
This is a messenger RNA of Neohortaea acidophila, 1482 nucleotides long. Its product is annotated as RTC4-like domain-containing protein. The transcript has 2 exons. The record is from RefSeq and is a predicted model, not a curated record. NCBI's taxonomy places the organism in Eukaryota, Fungi, Ascomycota, Dothideomycetes, Mycosphaerellales, Teratosphaeriaceae. Bases 1 to 1482 code for a protein of 493 amino acids.